This is a messenger RNA of Knipowitschia caucasica, 612 nucleotides long. The record is from the annotation of a GenBank genome assembly. NCBI's taxonomy places the organism in Eukaryota, Metazoa, Chordata, Actinopteri, Gobiiformes, Gobiidae.
AUGUGUUUGAGUGAAGAGGAGGACGAGGACCGGAACGAGACGACUUCCACCGCGGAGGAGGUACCACAGGGGGGCAGAGCGAGCCGGGACCCCCCCACAAGAGGCUCCGUCAGCAGGCACGUAGAGGUCACAUCUCCCCCCUCUCUAGAGCUCCUGGACAGGCGCACAGACAUCAGAUCUACACCCUCUCUGGAGCGCCUGGACAGGCACACAGAGGUCACGUCCCCCCCCUCUCUGGACCUCCUGAACCGGCACACCCUCCAUGGUAUUAGCCCUCAUCUGCGCUUGGUCCCAGACAGCACCAGUGACCGAAGCAAAGAGACGGAAUCUACAACGUCUGAAGAAAAGAAGCAGAGUUGGAGCGGUGAUGACGGGACCACCACCACGACCAUCUCCACGACGACCACUGUUGUCACCACGAUGCGGAGCCCAGUGGCGUGUCAGCUGAACCUGACGGGUCCAGAGGGCUUCAUCCAGGCUCCUCCUCAGUCCAGCUCCUCCUUCCUCUCCACCGCAGACUGCUCCUACGUCAUCACCGUCUACAUGGGCUACGGCGUGGAGGUCCAGCUGGUUCCCGACGUAGCGCUGUGUGAAUUAGAGCGGAGCCGCUGA